CCUCCCACCUGCGCGAGCGAUGCGAUGCGCCUGAUCCUGCGCGAGCCGUUUCAUCUGACAGACGAAUUUGUUUUUGAAAUUAGCCGCAUAAACGUCAAAAUUUUGAUGUGAUUGCGGCCAAGAUGGCUCACAGAAUCGACGAUGCGCCUUCCUGAGAUCUAAUUAUGACUGAAGACGAGUUUUAAUCGGCUCGAGGAUCGAUGGAGAGACUUUAACGUCAGAUUGAACCGCUAAGGUGAAACUCUGAUGAAUAAUGCCUGGGAAGUUAAAGGCGAAGAUUGUUGCCGGGCGGCACUUGCCCGUCAUGGAUCGUGCCAGCGAUCUCACAGACGCCUUUGUGGAGGUCAAGUUUGGAAACACAACGUUUAAAACGGACGUGUACCCCAAAUCCCUGAAUCCUCAGUGGAAUUCGGAGUGGUUCAAAUUUGAGGUGGAUGAUGAGGAUUUGCAAGAUGAGCCGUUGCAGAUAACCGUUCUUGACCACGACACAUACAGUGCUAAUGAUGCCAUAGGAAAGGUGUACAUCGACAUUGAUCCACUGCUCUGCAGUGAAGCUGCUACCGUCAUCUCUGGCUGGCUCCCUAUCUACGACACCAUUCACGGUAUACGAGGGGAAAUCAAUGUGCUGGUGAAAGUGGAUCUCUUCAAUGACCUGAACCGCUUUAGACAGUCUUCAUGUGGGGUUAAAUUCUUCUGUACAACCUCCAUUCCCAGAUGUUACCGGGCCGUUAUGGUACAUGGCUUUGUGGAAGAGCUUGUGGUAAACGAGGAUCCAGAAUACCAGUGGAUCGACCGUAUCAGAACCCCUCGAGCUUCAAAUGAGGCCAGACAGAGACUCAUCUUUCUCAUGUCAGGUGAAUUGCAGAGGAAGAUAGGUCUGAAGGUGCUGGAGAUGGGAGGGAAUGCAGUAGUGGGGUACCUACAGUGUUUUGACCUAGAAGGAGAAUCAGGCCUUGUGGUUCGUGCCAUCGGGACAGGCUGCACACUUGAGAAAAUCAGCACACUCCCUGCCACAGCCACACACCCCAGCAACUCCUCUCCUUCAAAAGACAUGAAAGACUCUCCGCAGGCUGCUCCGUCCACUCUCGGAUGUCGUUCCACACACAGCAGUCCAGUUCACAGUGCGAGCAGUCGUCUUUCUCAGGGCUUCUCCGUUUCCGUGCCAACACUGCUGUUCGCCGGUAUGAAACCCAGACACAGGAGCUCAGAAGCCCCCAGAGCCAGGCAGUGUAGGCCAGGGUUUGGGGAGGAGGCCCCAGGCGUCCCGUUAUCCUCAGGACCCCCCAACCCUCUGAGAGCACAAACCUUCUCCUCCUUCUCCCCCUCCAAGUCCUACAGUCGCCAGUCCUCCUCCUCUGACACCGAACUCAGCCUAACCCCCAAAACCGUGGGGAUUUUUCUGUGUCCCAGUACUCCCGCCCUUGAAUCUGAAUCAUCUCCCCUCCCCUCUGCCCAUCUGCCCCGUCACUUACGGCCAGGGAUGGCCUCCAGGAGUACAACUCCUCCCCCACUCCAUGUCAGCCAAUCAGACACAGCCAUGCUGAGAAAGAGCGUGUCUUUCAGUGAGGAACUGCUGCUGGCGGCCUCUGGAAUGGGAAGUGGUGGCAGUGCAGGGAAGGAGGCGGGCCCUCUUAAAGCUCUUCUGAGGCAGCAGACCCAAUCAGCACUGGAGCAGAGAGGGGUUUCAUCAUCCUCUGAAGCAUUUGUUAGGACAGGGGAAUACCCUUUCUUCACGUUGACCGCCUUCCCUCCCGGAUUUCUCCUUCAUGUGGGAGGCGUGGUCAGUGCGCGCUCAGUAAAGCUUCUGGAUCGAAUACACAACCCAGCCUUGGGUAACACCAGAUCAUACAAACUGCUAGACUGGAAUAGUUUCACUGCAGAUGAGCCGGAGACACGCGAUGCAUGGUGGGAGGAGAUUCGUCAGGAAAUAAAGUCUCAUGCCAAAGCUCUCGGCUGCCACGCUGUGGUGGGGUACAGCGAGUCCACCAGCAUCUGUGAGGAGGUGUGUAUUCUGUCAGCUUCAGGCACCGCGGCAAUCCUUAGCUCCCGGUUCAUGCAGGACGGCCCGCUGGACACCGAACACAGGUUGUCACGGCAACCGCUUUGUGUCUUUUCUACAGGGUCAGAGAGGGUCGAGGGGGAUAUGGGUAGUUCAGCCUCGCUAGGAUUUGAGGAGGUCGUGUCCCCUGGCUGCGGGUUUUGUCACAUACCAUACGAUGAGUUGAAUAUACCAUUUCCUGCUCAACUCACCUAUUGCUACUGUUGUCGCCGCUACAAAGUGCCCGAUGUCCUCUUCACCACGAUUGACUUGCCUAAUGAAGCCAACGUCACCGGGAAGGGCUGCCUGAUUCAGGCCAGGCUGUGCCGGACUAAAAAGAAGGCGCAAGGAGAAGGGAACGCCACAUCGAUUAGCAAUCUUCUGCCAUUUUUAGAGUACGAACUCCACACGCAGCUGAUGAACAAACUGAAGCUACGAGGCAUGAAUGCUUUGUUUGGUCUGCGUAUCCAAAUAAGUGUUGGAGAGACCAUGCUGCUAGGAUUAGCGUCUGCAACAGGAGUUUAUCUGACAGCUUUGCCCAGUCCUGGAGGAAUCCAGAUUGCAGGAAAAACUCCCAGUGACAUCACAUACGAGCAGCAUAUCUCUAAUAUGCAGAAGAAAAUCAAUGACACCAUCACUAAAAACAAAGAACUGUACGAAAUCAACCCUCCUGAGGUUGUCGAAGAGAUCAUUGGUUCGCCGAUCCCUGAGCCCCGUCAGAGGUCUCGCCUCUUUCGUUCUCAUUCAGAGAGUUCAGAUGAGGUUUCAGAACUAGACCUAUCCCAUGGGAAAAAGGAUGCCUUUGUAUUGGAGAUUGAUGACACUGAUGCUGUGGAAGAUAUACAUGCCCUUCUGACGGAUUCCCCCACCCCAGCAGGAUUCUACAGCUGCAACACUGAAAUAAUGCCUGGGAUUCAGAACUGGACUUCAGCUAUACAGAUGUUUACCUCUGUGAGGGUCUUCCGCCUUAACAACGCCAACUUAACCAAUCAGGGACUGAAUAAAAUUUUCAGUGACCUCUGUGAGAAUCUGCUGAAGAGUUUGUACUUCAAACUACGGUCAAUGGUCCCCUGUUGUCUUUGUCACUUGAACUUCACCGUAGCCAUACCUGAAGAUGAGCUCAUUCAGGUGGCGGUGACAGCUGUGGCAAUGAGCUUUGACAAAGAGCAACCUUUGGAGAAUGGCAGACAAAGUGGGGAAAAGACACUGAUAAAGGCCAUAACAGAAAAUGAUGAGCAGCUUCAGUUCAAUCUGGAGCUCAAUGCUGAAACUACUUCUCCCAAUCCUCUCAGUUCCCCCAAAGGUCUAUCAGAGGUUGGCAGCCAUCCGUCAGCCAGAGCCCCCUCAGUUGAUUACAGUUCCUUUGCAGACAGAUGCAGCUCCUGGAUAGAGCAGCUUAAACUGAAAGCUCACACCAUAAGACGCGGAUCGGUUAAAACAACAUCAUCUCUGGAGAAGGCCAGCCCGUUGCCUGAAGGUCGCUCUCGUUCUCUUCGUUCAAAUCGUUCCUACUCAGGCAGUUCUGUCGCAGUCGUCAAAAUGACCCCACUCUCUUUCAUUCCUGGAGCAAAGAUCAUCAAAUACCUAGGCAUCAUCAACAUGUUCUUCAUUAGAGAGACCACCUCACUCAGAGAGGAGGGAGGUGUGAGUGGGUUUCUGCAUACGUUUAUUGCUGAAGUGUUUGCGAUGGUUCGUGCCCACGUCGCUGCUCUUGGAGGAAAUGCUGUCGUCUCCUACAGCAUGAAGGAGUGUGUGUUCAUGGAGAACCCCAACAAGAACCAGGCGCAGUGCCUAAUCAAUGUCAGUGGGGAUGCUGUUAUUUUUGUCAGAGAAUCUGAACUCGAGUCGACUUCAGUACAGCCACAGUCAGCCACCACAAACACCUCCAACGGCGGGGAAGGAACGUGAACUCGCAUACACACACACACACUGACAAACUCUCAAGUAAACGAGUCUUAACAUGAACCAUGCCAUCUAACGCAGUGUCAGGCUUAAUCUACCAACCAAAUCUCCAAAAACAAGCAAAAAUCUAAGUUGGUUAGUUCUCCAAAGUGUCAUAUUCUAGACUGGCCAAUAUUUUAUUUCAGGAUAAUGUGUUAAAAUCCCCUCCGUCAGACGCCUUUCAGAAAGGUCAUCUGCCAUGUUUUUAUAUGUUGGCCGUUGUUGUUCACAUUCCAUUUUGUCCAAGUGUGGCGGAGGCAGCUACCAAAUUCAAAAGGUCUAUAAAAUUUGUCUUUGUGUUCGCAAAGAGUGUGUAAAUGUGUCAACAGCUCUUUAAAUGGCCAUGUUUUGUAUUUAAAUAAAGGAAUAAACUACUGAUGCACUCUCAUGGACAUCCAGUUCAGGAUUUUAAAUACUGGUUUUAAAUAAGACACUUCCUGUCACGUCCUACUGAUCUCUUUAAAAUCAUGUCAAAUGCUGGAAACGUUUGUUUGCUUUCAUGUGCCACAAUGUAUGCUUUUUUUUUUCUUUUCUUUUUUUUAAAUCAUGUUUGGGUCGGACUUCUGCAAGGCCGAUCCGGUUCUCUUGCAUGUGCAAUGCCAGUUAAUCAUUUCGAGAAAGAGAGGUUAUUUUAGGGCAGAGUUGUGUUCACCGUGGACUGACACUUGAAUGUACAUAUGACGGGUCUGGAUAUGAGGUUGGCGGCUCUGUUCAUGUGUUGACUGACUUUUAAUGCUAUUAUUUUGUAUAUGUGUUUGCCUGAAGACAAAUCAAAAUUGCACAUUAAUAUGAUAUAAUUGAAUAAAACUAUUAUUGCUCCAG
Messenger RNA from Puntigrus tetrazona (Sumatra barb), 4801 nucleotides. It is a transcript of the gene c2cd5, whose product is annotated as C2 calcium dependent domain containing 5. NCBI's taxonomy places the organism in Eukaryota, Metazoa, Chordata, Actinopteri, Cypriniformes, Cyprinidae. Gene Ontology annotation, biological process: protein localization to plasma membrane; positive regulation of vesicle fusion; positive regulation of D-glucose transmembrane transport. The coding region runs from base 254 to 3946 and encodes 1230 amino acids. The transcript is spliced from 31 exons. Gene Ontology annotation, molecular function: calcium ion binding; calcium-dependent phospholipid binding. Gene Ontology annotation, cellular component: plasma membrane. The record is from RefSeq and is a predicted model, not a curated record.